ACAAAAACUGUCCUCAGUCAACGGUGGAGGAUAGAGAUCAGCAGAAAUGCCUCCGAAAAGAAAAAACAAUGCUGGUGUUGGAGUUGAAGAUGUUGGGAUGGAUGUGGAUGCAGAAGUUGACAGUGGAAGUGAAGAGGAGGCUAGGAAGCGAAGUAAAAACAGAAGAACCAAACCUCAACGAAGGCCCAAACCUGCAAGUGAAGAUGAAGACGAUGAUGAGGAUGAAGCUCCAAGAAGGAAAGGGCGGAGGAAGAAGAAGGCCAGAGACAGUGAUGAGGAUGAGGAAGACAAGCGCAGUGUGAAGAGCAAAGGAUCCAAAGCCUCAAGGAAAAAAGGGGCAAAGGCAGAAAGUGAUGAAGAGAGUGAGGAAGAGCGAGGGAAGAAAAAAAAAGGAGGCAAAGCCACAUCCAAGAAAGACAAGGAGGAGCAGAAUAAGAAAGGAAAUGGAAAGGGAAAGGGAAAUGGAAAGGAUAAAGAUGGAGACAAAGACAAAAAGAAGAAGGGGAAGAAUAACAGCUCCUCCUCUGACUCCAACCAGUCGGACGAGGACUCAAUGUCAGAAGGAGAGCUUGCAACACUGAAGGAGGAGGUGGAGGAGAAGAAAAAGCUAAUAGCCACACUGAGGAACAAACCUUGGCGAAUGAAGAAAAGACUCCUCCUACUCAAAGAAGCUCAAGAGUUCGUGGAAAAGUUUGAAGGAGCUCUAGGAAAAGGAAAAAACAGAAAGCUCUACGCCUUCAAGGUCAUGAUGACGAAGAAACUGAUCAAAUUCAACCGUGACUUUGAAAACUUUAAAACUGCCUUUAUACCAUGGGAGCGGAAAAUCAAGGACGUAGAAAGCCACUUUGGAUCGUCCGUGGCUUCUUAUUUCAUCUUUCUGCGGUGGAUGUAUGGUCUGAACAUGGUUUUGUUUGGGUUCAUGUUUGGCCUGGUGGUUUUACCUGAGAUCCUGAUGGGUCUUCCUUAUGGCUCCAUUCCCAGAAAAACUGUACCCAGGGAAGAGCAGGCCACAGCUAUGGACUACUCCGUACUUUUUGACUUUGGUGGUUACUGUAAGUACUCCUUCUUGUUCUACGGGUUCUACGACCACAAGCGGACAAUCGGAGUGUUGAAGUUUAGGCUGCCUUUGUCCUACCUGCUCGUGGGUGUUGGGAUCUUCGGAUACAGCCUAAUGGUUGUCAUUAGAACAAUGGCCAGUAACGCAAAUGAGGGUGGAGAUGGUGCAGAAGAUGGAGAGUUCACCUUCAGCUGGAAGAUGUUCACCAGUUGGGACUAUUUAAUAGGAAACCCAGAGACUGCAGACAACAAGUAUGCUUCCAUCACCACCAGCUUCAAGGAAUCAAUCGUAGAUGAGCAGGAGAACCAAAAAGAUGAGAACAUCCAUCUGAGGCGGUUUCUGAGGGUCCUGGCAAACUUCAUGAUCUUGUGCUGCCUCGGUGGGAGUGGAUACCUUAUCUACUUUGUGGUGAAACGCUCCCAGGUGUUUGCUGAGAAGGAUGAUGCUGAACUAUCCUGGUUUGAGAAAAAUGAGGUGGAGUUUGUGAUGUCACUGCUGGGACUGGUGUGUCCUCCUUUGUUUGAAACCAUAGCUGAGUUGGAGGAUUACCACCCUCGUAUUGCCCUGAAGUGGCAGCUGGGUCGAAUCUUCGCUCUCUUUCUAGGAAACCUGUAUACCUUCCUCUUCGCCCUGUUUGACGAAGUCAAUGCCAAGUUGGACAGAGAGAAGAUUAUCAAGAACAAUACAGAGUGGCUGAUGAAUCAGUACAUCAUGAACUACAGCUAUUACUUCAACACCACUGAUGUUCCACCACCAAAUGUGGACCCAGCUGAUGUCAUCAGAGGACCCUGCUGGGAGACUGGUGUCGGAAUAGAAUUUGUUAAACUCAUUGUGUCAGACAUGCAGGUGACCUAUCUAACCAUUCUGAUUGGUGACUUCCUGAGAGCCGUUAUCGUACGCUUCCUCAACUACUGCUGGUGCUGGGACCUGGAGGCUGGAUUUCCUUCAUAUGGAGAGUUUGACAUCAGUGGAAAUGUGCUUGGACUUGUCUUUAACCAAGGAAUGAUCUGGAUGGGGGCGUUUUACGCUCCAGGUCUGGUCGGGUUGAACGUUCUGCGUCUGUUGACCUCCAUGUAUUACCAGUGCUGGGCUGUGAUGUCCUGUAAUGUCCCCCACGAACGAGUUUUCAAGGCCUCACGCUCUAAUAACUUCUACAUGGGCCUGUUGCUGCUGGUGCUCUUCCUCAGUUUGCUGCCUGUCAUUUACACCAUCAUGACUUUACCUCCGUCCUUCGACUGUGGACCGUUCAGCGGUCAGGAAAAAAUGUAUGAUGUGGUGAUGGAGACCAUAGAACGGGAACUGCCUUCUUUCAUAAGGAACAUUUUCACAUACGCCACCAACCCUGGACUCAUCAUGCCUGGUGUUCUACUCAUGGUGCUAGCGCUGUACUACUUGAAUGCAGUGUCUAAAGGAUACCAGCAGGCGAACAACGAUCUAAAAAGGAAGAUGCAAAUGGCUCGGGACGAGGAGAAGAACCGCAGGAACAACAAGGACAGCACCAACCAGGUGAUGAAGGACCUCGAGGAUCUGCUACCAAACAAGUCACUCAUUCCACCACCCACUGAGGAGGAGGAGCCACCAGUACCUGAAGUUGUUGUAGACAAAGGAGGCAAGUCUCCUAAAUCCAAAAAAGACAGGGACGGAGGAAAGGGAGUAAAUUUGCAAAAGGACGUCUCUCUGGCUGCAGAGAACCCCAGAGGUCCAGUGACCAAGCCCCCGGGCCCAAGAGGGGGACCUCAGUCUGGACCAGGUCGAGGCAGAGGAAGAGGGCGGGGUCGACCUCAGGACUAACACGUAAAAAAAAAUCACAUGUACCACAU
This is a messenger RNA of Cynoglossus semilaevis (tongue sole), 2877 nucleotides long. It is a transcript of the gene tmc2b, whose product is annotated as transmembrane channel-like 2b. Gene Ontology annotation, biological process: detection of mechanical stimulus involved in sensory perception of sound; vestibular reflex. Gene Ontology annotation, cellular component: plasma membrane. Lineage: Eukaryota; Metazoa; Chordata; Actinopteri; Pleuronectiformes; Cynoglossidae. Gene Ontology annotation, molecular function: mechanosensitive monoatomic ion channel activity. Bases 47 to 2848 code for a protein of 933 amino acids. The record is from RefSeq and is a predicted model, not a curated record. The transcript has 20 exons.